AUGAUCGUGUACUUCGCGGAUUGCCUGGGCGACUAUCAGGGCGACAUCCCAUGGGAAACCCUGCGCGACUGCGCGAAGACGCGCGACUUCAAAAGCAUGCCCGAGCCUUUCUCCUUGAAGAAGGAGCCGCCUGGCCAGUGCUCCAUGCAGGUGUUCGUCGUCAAGAAGGCCGACGGCAAGCACGACAUCCUGAAAAUGCGUCGCGGCACUGGCCUGAUAUGGCGCUACGGCAACCAAUUUAGGGUUGGGCGCCUGGCCGUGCAGUACAUGCUGAAGAAAGUGGAGGGCUACCAGUUGCGCUACCACACCGUGGUCGCAAAACCUGGCAAGGGGGCUUCCAGGAAGACGGCCGAGUGGGAGCUCAAGGCCGCGGGGUACAAGUUCAUACGUGAAAAGGGGCCUCGCACCAACAAUGCGAACCAGUUCGUGGAGUUUGCGGGCAGGGCAAACGCCAAGGGCCUCACGAUCUGGAUCCUGACGCUUCGCGACUUCGAGCCAUGGUUCCUCAACAACGUGAUCAAGCCACUACUGGCCUCCACUCUCAGGGCCUUCGGCUUGGCGUGGAUCGGCAAGACGCGCGUUGGGAAGAGCGCUGGGUCGAAGACGCUAGCUUUCAUGAUGAGCCGCGUGGAGAUCGAGGCGCUGGAGCAGUCUGGAGAUGCCGAGGCGGGCGAGCUCGUGCCGACGAUCGUGGCAGCCAAGCAUUUCCACUUCUUCAAGGCAGAGCCCGUCACCCGCGUCAGGCCCGCCAUCUUUGACGACGGCGAGCUGUCUGAGCAAUCGGCAUCUAUCCUCAAAGCAUUCCUGAACCCGAGCGAGGAAGACGCUACGAUUUGGGCACGGUGGGGUUCGUCCGAGUUCGACACUGUGGCUUCUCGCCAGGUCUGCAACAACGCCUACGACAAGCUCUUCGAGCGCGA
Prorocentrum cordatum is the source of this 920-nucleotide messenger RNA. NCBI's taxonomy places the organism in Eukaryota, Dinophyceae, Prorocentrales, Prorocentraceae. The record is from the annotation of a GenBank genome assembly.